Messenger RNA from Austrofundulus limnaeus, 603 nucleotides. It is a transcript of the gene ing5a, whose product is annotated as inhibitor of growth family, member 5a. Gene Ontology annotation, cellular component: nucleus. The record is from RefSeq and is a predicted model, not a curated record. NCBI's taxonomy places the organism in Eukaryota, Metazoa, Chordata, Actinopteri, Cyprinodontiformes, Rivulidae. Gene Ontology annotation, molecular function: chromatin binding. Gene Ontology annotation, biological process: positive regulation of apoptotic signaling pathway; regulation of DNA-templated transcription.
UUUGACCGCAAAUACAGCCGGUUAUUUCUUGACUUAUCGUUUACUAGACAAUAAACAAAGAGUGGCAGAGUAAAAAUAAUUUGGUGUUUAUGAGCUGAUCCACUGAUCUACGGCACACCCGGGGAUACAAAACAAACUCACCCGCUCUCCGUCAGGCUAACAGUCUGCUAGCUUAGCAUAGCGGAGAAACAUAGAAGCGACACAGAGAAGACGACAUGGCYACGGCUAUAUAUUUGGAGCAUUACCUGGACAGUAUUGAAAACCUGCCCUGUGAGCUGCAGAGGAACUUCACUUUGAUGCGGGACCUGGACAACAGGACUGAAGAGAAGAAAGCAGAGAUUGACAAACUGGCCGAGGAGUACAUAGCCAAUGUGAAGAACCUGGCGUCAGGGCAGAGAGUGGAGCACCUGCAGAAGAUUCAGAACGCCUACAGCAAGUGCAAAGAGUUCAGUGAUGAUAAGGUGCAGCUGGCCAUGCAGACGUAUGAAAUGGUGGACAAACACAUUCGCCGGCUGGAUGCUGACCUGGCUCGCUUUGAGAACGAGCUGAAGGACAAGCUGGAGCUGAGCGGCUAUGAGAGCACCGAGGGAAGAGCGCUGAAGA